UUUAAUGAUUAAGCUCUGCUUCAGCUUUAUACACACUGAGUCACAUUUUAUCGUCCUUUCUUUACUUUAUAAAGCCAUUUUGUCCCAGACAUUCUCAGCGAUAGUCUGCUGCUAACUGGUUUGUUGGACAUCCUCCAAUGUGAACAGUCAAGUCCAUGAUAUUUUCCUCCACCAAAGCAAAAUGAAGGGGCUGAGCAGAUCGGAGACCUGCUUUGAUGAUGUCUCAUCCUCACACAGUGAAGAUUUCAACAGGGCACAUGGCAAGGAGACUCUUUGUAAAAACCAAGCUGACGCCAGCUCUGAGGACCUGAGCAUAUCGAGUAGUUUUUCAGCCAGGCAGAAAGACAAGGACGUGACAGAGAAGUCAAAGAAAAGCGUCUUCCUGAAACCUUGGACUGGUCUGCUUAAGAAAUGGAGAAAGGCUGAUACUGAAUCACAUUCGUCUCACAUAGUGGGCAUGAAAAUACUGCCCAACGGGACACAGUGUAGUCCACCUGUUACUCCACUGCCAGACAGAAAACAUUGGGAUAGUCCCCAGGACCUCAAGCCAAAUUUUGCCUCCGACUCAGCGGGAUGCAUGUAUGAUACGCUUCUUGGAUCCGAACUGACCAGUAUCCACCCUGCCGAGUAUUAUGCUGAGAAGCUAGAGGUAUACAAGUUAAAGUACUCCUAUUUAAAAUCUUGGCCUGGUCUUUUAAGACUGCUCGCCGGCCUUGAACUUGUAUUCGGAGGAAUGGUUUUUGCUUGUGUUUGUGCUUAUAUUCAGAGAGACAGUGAAUGGUCAAACCUUUACAGGCCAUUGGGUGAUAUGCAAGGUUACCGAUACAAUGGACCCAUGACACCCUUCGUGUUAGUAGUCAUUGGACUGGCAUGGAUGUUGACUAUGAUUCUUUUGGUUUUGGGGCUAACAAUGUAUUACCGAACCAUCUUGCUGGAUUCCAGAUGGUGGCCUCUUACGGAGGCCAUAAUGAAUCUUGCCAUUUUUCUCUUGUACAUGUCGGCCGGUAUCGUUUAUGUGAAUGAUCUGAAUCGCGGUGGACUUUGCUUCAUGACCAUCGGCGUCAACCCCAUCCUGUCUAACCUCUGUCGUGUGCAGGGGGGUCAGAUGGCUGGAACAGCAUUUAUAUUCAUCAACAUGCUCAUGUACUUGAUAAGUUUCCUGGUGUGUCUUAGAAUGUGGAGGCAUGAAGCUGCCCGUCGAGGGAGGGAGGCUGUGACAAGCCAAACAAACAACCAGGGAAACCGACCGUUACAGCACCAGUCUCUGGAAUUUACAUCCAAUAUGGGCAGUUCCUCAAGAUCAAAGAAAAUUUCAUUUAAAGAUGAAGUGAAUCAAAGCAUUCUGAAAGAGAGAAAGCUGCCCGAUGCCUCGGAGAGAGCACAAGCGCGGGAGAUUUUAACUGGAGCUAUUCCAAUAGGACACAUCCCUAAACCCAAAGUCAUCGCUGACUAUAUCAUAAAGUAUCCUGACAUCCAUUCAGUGGAAGACAGAGAACAAUACAAAGCGGUUUUCAAUGACCAGUACCAAGAGUACAAAGAACUACACAGAGAGAUCACAUCCACUUUAAUGAAGUUUCAAGAGUUAGACAACACAAUGAGUCAACUCUUCAAGAACCCGAGCAACACUGGGGAGCGUAAGAGGAUCAAAAGCUUAUUGAAAACGUAUGAAGAAAAAAAGAAUGAUCCAUACUUUCUGGAGAAGAAGGAACGGUGUGAAUAUCUGAAAGCGAAACUAAGCCACAUCAAGAUGAAGAUUCGUAAUUUUGACCAGAAUUUCUCUUAAAAGGACAGAAUUUAAUUGAAAAUUAAAC
Messenger RNA from Triplophysa dalaica, 1811 nucleotides. It is a transcript of the gene marveld2l, whose product is annotated as MARVEL domain containing 2-like. Lineage: Eukaryota; Metazoa; Chordata; Actinopteri; Cypriniformes; Nemacheilidae. The transcript is spliced from 6 exons. The coding region runs from base 182 to 1783 and encodes 533 amino acids. The record is from RefSeq and is a predicted model, not a curated record. Gene Ontology annotation, cellular component: cytoplasmic vesicle; apical plasma membrane; bicellular tight junction. Gene Ontology annotation, biological process: bicellular tight junction assembly.